UUUAUCCAACAAAUCUUCAAAUGGAACAUGAAGACAAUUUGGAAAUUCUUGAAGGGCAGCCUUCAAGUGUUAACUUGGUUGAAACGGUAGAUCCAUUGGUGGUUGGGCAAACUUUUAAUAGUUGGGAAAGUGAAGACAAUUUGGAAAUUUUUGAAGAGCAGUCUUCAAGUGUUGUAGUUUGUGAUCAGAACUUGGUUGAAACAGUAGAUUCUCCGGCAGUUGGGCAAACUUUUAAUAAAUAUAAUAAUGGAGUCUGUCGAAGCUGUCGAUAUGCCUGUGAAUACCAAGGUUGUAAAGCUGUGAAGAAAAAGACUAAUAUUGUUGAAAAUCAAUGGGAAACACAAAGUAAAUGUACAGGGUAUCGUUGGCAAAUUCGUGCAAGUUGUCCUAAAACAACAGGUAUAUUAAGUAUUAAUUCUCUUUGUUUGAGUCAUAAUGACCAUUCAAUAAAAGAUGAAACCAAUAGGUUUGCUGUAAAAUAUCAUGCGUUUACUAAAGAUAUGUUAAAUGAUAUCAAGUUUUGGACCAAAACUGGCAAUAUUACUAUGAGAACUCAGUAUCAAAUGUUGAUAAAUCGAGUUUUCACUGCUAAAAUGCAGUCGACACAAUGUGUGGAAGGUCAAAAUGCAAUUAUAAAAAAUUCAGUAAAUGGUAAUACAUCAUUAAUAAACCUUGCAAAGCAUAUUGAUGAACAAG
Messenger RNA from Dentiscutata erythropus, 696 nucleotides. The record is from the annotation of a GenBank genome assembly. NCBI's taxonomy places the organism in Eukaryota, Fungi, Glomeromycota, Glomeromycetes, Diversisporales, Gigasporaceae.